AUGGCCUCGCAUGACCAGAACCACGGCACGGCCUAUUGUCAGGGGGAUAUCAAACAUCGGAGCGUCAGCCCUUCACCUCACGGCCAACAGUAUCACGACCCCAACUCCGGCGGAUUAGGAGUUGACCCCUCCAUGGCCGCUUAUUCGACAAACCCCUCCUUUCACAAUCCUGACGGCAGCAUCGGUGGCACUGAAGCAUACGGAUACCCAAGCUACCUUGCUGGAGCACCCUCGACACAGACAUUAUCGCCGCCGACAGACCAGAGCUAUGCUCCAACCAUCAAUACCAACAACCUUCCGAUAUCGCAGUCGUUUGAGACAAGCCUGGUCAAUCAGCUCGAGCACUCUUCGACGGGACUCGGACCGAUGCAGGGCGACGAAAACUUCUCCAAUAUGCUCAACUCAAAUCACCCAGAAUUGGACUUUUCUCUCUACCAGAAUCACAGCCCCAACAGCACUUCCACCCCCGAGUACGAUUCUUCGUUAUUGCUAGACCCGCAAAUGCACCAGCGCCAGUCAAUCAACCAAGCAAUCAACCCUGCUGAUCUGGUCAGCCCCAUCUCCAAUACUUCAGUAUCUUCGCAUCCAUCAUCGCAAGAUCUGCAGCAUUCCUCACCUGGCCCCAUGUCCCCUCCAGGAUCCACACCAGGUACAUACUAUACCCCUCGGCAUUCACGACACACUUCCCUUGACCCAGCUACUGCCGCGUAUUUGAGCGCCCAGUCAGGUCCAGACUGGCAGUCGGUUAUGAAUAAUGUUUCCUUCCAGGGCCAUCGACGUGCACCGUCUGAGGUGUCUGAGGUAUCAUCGGCCAACCACUCCCCCUACUUGUCUCAGCACGAAUUCGAUGGCAUCGAGAACAAUGCAUCGCCUUCUUUGGCUCCCCAAAGUGAUCCAAGUCUUUACGACAAUGGCCUAGGCAUGGAAUCAUUCACGUUGUCAGAGCAGCAUCAGCAGGGGAUCAGUCCUCUCCACAGCCCGUAUAUCUCUCCGCGGUUGAUGCCACAGCAGGGGGGUGAGAUGGUGCCGAAUAAUUCGUAUCUCACUCAGUUCCCCUCGGCGCCGACCGACAUGUACGGAAUGCCCCAAGAGGACAUGAUGAACAUGGGCCAAUUGAAUAAUAUUCCGGGCGACAUUGGUCAAGCUUCACAGAUGGCUCCUCCAUCGAUCAAUGUUGAGUUUGCCCCGCCAUUGCGGAAUCCAAACUUCGAUCCAUCCAAAUCAACGGCAGAUUUUGACUCAUUGAGCCCUCCCGCUAUGCGAUCCCGUGUUCGUAGCAAAUCUGAUCCUUAUCACCCUGCUUCCCGCCCACGCUCUCCUGCAGCUUCAGCAACAUCUCUGGAGCCUCGCGCGCCUGCCACCCCACGAUCUUUGUCCCCUGUUGGAUCGGUUGGCUCUCACUCGCGCAGUAACCCCAGUUCGCGAGAUCCCUCGCCCUCCCGAUCAAACCGACGCCUCUCCACCUCAUCAAUCGAGAACCGGAACUACAUCCUAGAUCUCGCCGAUCCACAAAGACCCGGAGCAGCACCCGGGGAGCCAAAACGAAUCCAGAAACACCCAGCUACCUUCCAGUGCACCCUAUGUCCGAAACGCUUUACCCGCGCAUACAAUCUGCGAUCCCACCUCCGCACCCACACCGACGAACGACCAUUCGUAUGCACAGUAUGCGGCAAAGCAUUUGCACGGCAGCACGACCGCAAACGCCACGAAGGCCUCCAUUCCGGCGAAAAGAAAUUCGUCUGCCGCGGCGAGCUCUCCCGAAGCGGACAAUGGGGCUGUGGCCGCCGCUUCGCCCGUGCAGACGCUCUGGGCCGCCACUUCCGCUCCGAGGCGGGCCGGGUAUGCAUCAAGCCUCUUCUCGACGAGGAGUCGCAGGAGCGUGACCGUGUCUUGCUAGAGCACCAGCAGCAGCAGCAACAUUCGCCAUCCGGCCAUCUUCAGCCAAUCCCCCAGCCGCUUGUUAUGCCCAACAUGCCCGGCAUAGAUGGGCAAUCGACGGGCAACUUCGUUCUUCCUGCUGCUCUUCUGGCGCAAUACCCGGCUCUGCAAACAUUGCAGUGGGACCAGAUUUCGGCUGUGAGUGAUGAUCCGGGUGAGAUUGGUGGGCGGAGUAGCUUUGAUGCUAGCUCUGGUGGGGAGUUUGGCUUUGACGAGGAUGAUUCGGGGAUGGGUGGUGGUUAUGGUAGUAACCAGGGGAGUAUGUACGGUGUCAAUAACUCUGGUCAGAUGUUGGGGGUCAAUCCUGGGGACCCUGGGUACUCUGAUCAGAAGUGGACUGGAUGA
Penicillium samsonianum is the source of this 2283-nucleotide messenger RNA. RefSeq names its product putative C2H2 transcription factor Crz1 (gene crzA). Gene Ontology annotation, molecular function: DNA-binding transcription factor activity, RNA polymerase II-specific; RNA polymerase II cis-regulatory region sequence-specific DNA binding. The record is from RefSeq and is a predicted model, not a curated record. Gene Ontology annotation, cellular component: PcG protein complex; transcription regulator complex. NCBI's taxonomy places the organism in Eukaryota, Fungi, Ascomycota, Eurotiomycetes, Eurotiales, Aspergillaceae. The coding region runs from base 1 to 2283 and encodes 760 amino acids. Gene Ontology annotation, biological process: regulation of transcription by RNA polymerase II. The transcript has 2 exons.